Messenger RNA from Centruroides sculpturatus (bark scorpion), 1096 nucleotides. Its product is annotated as mpv17-like protein. The record is from RefSeq and is a predicted model, not a curated record. NCBI's taxonomy places the organism in Eukaryota, Metazoa, Arthropoda, Arachnida, Scorpiones, Buthidae. Bases 373 to 918 code for a protein of 181 amino acids. The transcript is spliced from 5 exons. Gene Ontology annotation, cellular component: cytoplasm; membrane.
GAUAAAACACUUUAAAAAAUUACAUCACUGUAAAAUUAGGUCGAAUAUAUAUGAAAGAUGGUGAAAAUAACAAAUUUACUUAGUUAAUUAGUAAGAAAAAAAAUUACGAUUUAUAAAUAACUAGGUUAGUUCUUUGGAUUUGUUCCAAAAUCUUACGUACGGGAAUAACAGUGUUUGCACUUACGUACUGUACAACUCUAUAAUAGUAAUUAUAUGAUUUAUUACGUUCGAACUGUUAAAUCAGACACGUGAUGAAGCGAAUUCAAUGAAAUUAUCCCGUUAAGCCAAGGUUAAAUUAAUAAAAAAAGAAAGUUCUGCCGAUGUGUACUAGCAAUACACUGUGCUUUCAACGUAGAAUUCUCGAGAUAAACAAUGAAUAUUUUUCGAGCAGCCAGAAAUAUGAUGAAACAAAGGCCACUGGUUGGCAACAUGCUCUCUUUUGGUGGAAUGUACGUAGCCGCAGAAUUCAGCCAACAGACAAUAAUUUUACAUUUGGAUAAAUCCGAUAAAGGAUAUAAUUGGCCAGCUAUAGGAAGGUAUGUAGUUAUGGGAACAUUUUUAUAUUCGCCAUUACUUUACUACUGGUAUCGAUAUCUAGACGGCGUUCUUCCUUCUAAGGCCAUUAAAGUAGCCAUUAAGAAAACAUUGAUAGAUCAAGCAGUCUCUUCCUCCAUACUCUUAGUGGUGUUUUAUGUUGGUAUGAGUAUUAUGGAAAGAAAGGAAGAUAUAUUCGAAGAGGUGAAGCAAAAAUGGCUGCCGUCUUAUAAAUUAAGUUGCUGUUUUUGGUUACCAACUCAAGCCAUCAAUUUCUUUUUGGUUCCUGCAUACUUGAGAGUUGUUUUUGUAGGCAGUGCAUCAUUUGUAUGGGUUAAUGUCUUAUGUAUACUUAAAAGAAUGCAAAUGAAAAAAGAAGCAUAGCUUUAUUUAUAUCCAUUCAUUUGAAUACUUAUUAUUCAAAGAAUAAUGAAAGACUGAGUAUAAAUUUACAAUUAGGAAAAACAGUAUUAAAAAAAAUAUUAAUUUUCAAAUGUAUCACUGUAUAUAAAUUUAAUUUUGUAAAUAUAUUUAGUAAUUUUAUCAUAUAACUUUUAUAUAG